This is a messenger RNA of Suillus bovinus, 747 nucleotides long. Its product is annotated as cytochrome c oxidase assembly protein PET191-domain-containing protein. Gene Ontology annotation, biological process: mitochondrial respiratory chain complex IV assembly. Gene Ontology annotation, cellular component: mitochondrion. Lineage: Eukaryota; Fungi; Basidiomycota; Agaricomycetes; Boletales; Suillaceae. The transcript is spliced from 3 exons. The coding region runs from base 170 to 439 and encodes 89 amino acids. The record is from RefSeq and is a predicted model, not a curated record.
UUACGCAUGAUUGCAACCUGCUCUCCUGAACAAUCGAGUCAUUCAAAACCUGGCCUGGCCUGACCUCUCAUCAUAUCACUCAGACGCUGCACGACAGCAAGUCGGGUUUAGCUUUAUAGCGGGGAUUAACUUCGGGUGUGCCAACGGACACUGUUUAAUUGUAUUAAUCAUGUCCUCCUCCUGCGAUGCUAUUCUCAAAGCACUCAAGGAAUGCCUUCUCAAUUCCGACUGCGUCCAAAAACAAGGAAAUCUUCCUUCAGAGUGUCUUAAGCAACACAGCAAUGAAUUACCGGAGCAAUGCCAGCUACUUAGAAAGUCCACUUUCGAGUGCAAACGCAAUAUGUUGGAUAUGAGGACUCGGUUUCGAGGCAACAAAGUGGGAAUGGAUGCUGAGAAACUGAGACAGCAGAAAACUCCUGCACCUCCCGCAGAAUCAUGACGUGACGGAUGGCUUCCAAGUUCCAUCACGAUGGCGACUCGGAUACUCGCCGAAUCAUUGACUAGAACCUCGUUCCGAGUGUAUCCACUGGAAGCCAAUAUCACACUUGGAGGUCGCUGUAGCACUUCACUGCCUUUUCGAUUGAAUAAAAUCUGAAGAUAUUCACUACUGCGAGCUAUGCUGUUUAUGCAUUCCAGUCUUUCUAAGCUCAUUAGAAAUUCAUCAAAACCGAUUCAUAAGCCAAGUGCUUAGCAAGCCUAAUCGCGCAAGUGGUUAAUUUUGGACCUGGCGCAUGCCAGCUGAGCAUA